Molecule: messenger RNA, 2258 nt
Organism: Oncorhynchus keta (chum salmon)
Lineage: Eukaryota; Metazoa; Chordata; Actinopteri; Salmoniformes; Salmonidae
Gene: mpnd
Product: MPN domain containing
Exons: 13
Coding region: 352-1731 (459 amino acids)
Biological process (GO): double-strand break repair
Cellular component (GO): BRCA1-A complex; BRISC complex
Molecular function (GO): metallopeptidase activity; polyubiquitin modification-dependent protein binding
Source: RefSeq, a predicted model, not a curated record
UUUUGACUAUAUCAAACUAUGUCCGAUACCGAGUGGACAUUGGAUAGUAGUAGCCGAAUAGUAGCCGAUGAGACAUAGGAUCAAAGAAACAUCGCUUUUGUUUACGGGGAGAGUGACAAGGACGGGAGUGAGAGAAAGAAAGGGGAGGGGAAUUGACAUUAAAGCAACACAACAAGGAAACUACACUGCAGAUACAGACGCCUUCAUUUUAUGUUUUUGAAUAAUAGCUCGCCAGCCAGUGUGGCGAAUUGUGUUUAUUGAACCUAUUCUGUGAAUUGCUCUAAAGUGGUCCGAAAAGAGAACCUCUUGGCGGAGUUGGAAAUAAAGCCGCUCUCCGACGCUUUCAGAGAAAUGGGCUCUGAGCCACCCUUGUCUCCACAGGUGGUGGAGGAGGGAGGAGAGGAAGAGGAGGAGGAGCUGAGUGGAGGAGAGGAGUCUGAUCUAAGGACCCCUUCAGGGCGUGGCUCCCUGCUGACUAGGCGAGGCAUCACCUUGAGAGUGCUGCUGAAGGACGGCCUGGUUGAGCCUGGGGACGGAGUGCUGUCCAUACACUACCUGGGUAAGAAGUUUGUAGGCGACCUGUUGAAUGAUGGGAAGAUCCGCUGGGUGGAGACGGGGCAGAUCUUCAAUUCUCCCAGUGCCUGGGCCACACACUGCAAGCGCCUGGUCAACCCUGCCAAGAAGUCAGGCUGUGGAUGGGCCUCGGUGCGCUACCGGGGCCAGAAACUAGUGCAGUACAAGACCAGCUGGCUGCACAAGUACCAGCCCAGUGCAGACAUGAGCCUGGUGAGCGAGGGAGAAGAUGACGAGAUGGGAGAUGAGGAGGAGGAAGAGGGGAAGACGGCAUUGCCGACAGAUGACAAGAACAGGAAGAACAAACCUGAGCUGCAUGAUAUCAGCCUUGUGCCCAGGAGAGGAGACAGAGAGCGAAUCCCAGUCAGAUACUGCACUCUGGGUACCAGGGAUGCUGCAAGGGAUCCACACACGUUGGUGGAGUUAUCAGCUUUCUCAGCCAUUAACAGGUUCCAGCCUUUCAAUGUUGCUGUAUCCAGCAAUGUGCUGCUUCUCAUGGAUUUCCACUGUCACCUGACCACCAGUGAGGUGGUGGGCUACCUCGGAGGACGAUGGGACACUAACACACAACUUCUGACAGUUUUAAGAGCGUUUCCCUGUCGUACACGAUUGGCAGACAGAGAUUCGGCCUCUGCUGUUGAAGAAGAGAUCUGCCAGAAUCUGUUCAUGCGAGGGCUGUCAUUGGUGGGCUGGUACCACAGUCACCCUCGGGGCCCCGCCCUGCCAUCCCUGCAGGACAUCGACUCCCAGAUGGACCACCAGCUGAGGCUCCAGGGGAGCAGCAAUGGCUUCCAGCCCUGCCUGGGCAUUAUCUGUGGCCCCUAUUACCAUGGGAACCAGGGUGUGGCGUCCACUAUAACACCGUUCUGGGUAGUGCCACCCCCGGAGCAAAGGCCCAAUGACUAUGGCAUUCCAGUGGCUGUGGAGGUGACCUAUGUACAAGAUAACUUCCUAACUAGUGAUGUCCUGAAUGAGAUGAUGCUGCUGGUGGACUUCUACAGGGCAGCCCCUGACCUGGUGCAGUUCCAUCAGUUCUGGUGUCCUGAUACCACCAUGAUGGACAAAAUCAAGGGCUCUCUGAGCGGCCAUGCACCCAAAGACCAGGCCUAUUCUCAGAUCCUGGAGCAUGUCUACAACCAACUCAUCAACACACACUAAGCUGGAGGAGAAACACGGUUGUGUAUGCACUGGCUUCAAAUGAAAAUCUCAAAUAACCCAUUCCUCAUAUAGUUCACUACAUUUGUAGGUCUCUAUAUAGGGAAUAGGCUCUACACAGAGAAUAGGUUGUCAUUUCUGCCCUUUGUCUGUGGCACUUGAACUGCUGCCCUGACCUCAGGCAUACUGUAAGUUGGAUGUGCACUGUCCUGACGGAGGAGAUGGUGACUCCUGAGUCUGGAGGGCGAGUGUACUGUUCUCAAUGGCCUUUUCUGACUGUGAGGUCUGUAUCACUGACAAUGUUUGUACAGUAUGACAUGUGCGUGCUGUGAAUGUGUCCCCUAGCGUCUGCUGCCAGUGCUUGACGUCAGACUGUUACAGAAGUUGACAUGGAAAUAAGGAUCUUCCUCUUCUCUAUUACCUGUGGUGUAUUUAUCUAAACUGUGGUCUGUGACAUGUUAGUACUAAUAUGUGAACAAUCCUUUGAACCCGCUGAAUACCUAAUACAUUAAAAACACACACUGGAACUA